UUCGACUCAAUUCAUAUGUCCCUGCAGCGCAAAAUCUCAGAGCGCACAGCUAAUCAAAGACUGGUCCACUGCGAACGCAAAAAAUAUUCAUUUUUGGGCACUCUAGAAAUAAAGAAAUAAUCGAAAUGGGUGAACGCCUAGCCUACACCCACGAUCAUUCUAUUUCCAUUAUUUUCUUUCUUUGAGUAGAAGGGUUUUGUUUUUCUCCGCUGCAGUUUUUGCAUUGGAUGGCAUGCUUUAUCAAGAAAAGCGUAGUACUUCUCUUCAAGAUAAAAUAGACAUAGCCCUCUGCAGGUGAGCAUUAGGGAGCUCACUAUAGAAUUUCGCGUUUCAUUUCUUCAUUAAGUGAUUAGCGUUACUUGAAACUUGAGUUUACAUUUUUUGCAUUGAGCUAAUCGGACACAAAGAGCAGAGGACGGAGAACAACGCUGCUGGAGUCGAGAAUCAUCAUAGAGGACCUCUUGCGCAAGCCCCCACGAAAAAUGUCAUCUCAAACCAGAGUCAAGAAGGACAAGGAGAUCAUAGGAGAAUAUGAAACGCAAGUCAAAGAGAUCCGUAACCAGCUGGUGGAGCAAUUCAAAUGCCUGGAGCAGCAGUCCGAGUCUCGUAUCCAGCUGCUGCAGGACCUGCAGGACUUCUUCCGCCGCAAGGCUGAGAUCCAGCUGGAGUACUCCCGCAGCCUGGAGAAACUGGCCGAGCGCUUCUCCAACAAGAUCCGCAGCUCCAGAGAGCACCACCAGUUCAAGAAAGACCAGCACCUGCUGUCCAGUGUGAACUGCUGGUACCUGGUACUGAACCAGACCAGGAGGGAAAGCAGGGACCACGCCACCCUCAACGACAUCUACACCAACAAUGUCAUCGUCCGCCUCGCUCAGAUCAGCGAGGACGUCAUCCGCCUCUUCAAGAAGAGCAAGGACAUUGGGAUUCAGAUGCACGAGGAGCUGGUAAAAGUGACAAACGAACUCUACACUGUUAUGAAGACCUACCACAUGUACCACACGGAGAGUAUCAGCGCCGAGAGCAAGCUGAAGGAUGCUGAGAAGCAGGAGGAGAAGCAGUUCAGUAAGUCUGGAGACCUCAAUGUCAACCUGCUGCGCCACGAGGACCGGCCCCAGAGACGCAGCUCCGUCAGGAAGAUCGAGAAGAUGAAGGAGAAGAGACAAGCCAAGUACUCAGAGAACAAGCUGAAGUGCACUAAAGCCCGCAAUGACUAUUUGUUGAACCUGGCAGCAACGAAUGCCGUUGUGGCGAAAUACUACAUUCACGAUGUCUCUGAUAUGAUUGAUUGCUGUGACCUGGGCUACCACGCCAGCCUUGCGCGUACCUUCAGGACCUACCUGUCAGCUGAGUACAACCUGGAGACAAGUCGCCACGAGGGCCUGGACAUCAUGGAGAACGCCGUGGACAACCUGGACUCCCGCAGCGACAAGCACAAGAUCAUGGACAUGCACAACCAGGUGUUCUGCCCUCCCAUGUGCUUCGAGUACCUGCCCCACAUGGGGGACGAGGUGUGCCAGGUGAGUGCCCAGCAGCCUGUGCAGACUGAGCUCCUGAUGCGCUACCACCAGCUGCAGUCCCGUCUGGCCACGCUCAAGAUCGAGAACGAAGAGGUGAGGAAGACUCUGGACGCCACCAUGCAGAUGCUCCAGGACAUGCUGACUGUGGAGGACUUUGAUGUGUCUGAUGCCUUCCAGCAUAGCCGCUCCACUGAGUCCAUCAAGUCUGUGGCCUCUGAGACCUACAUGAGCAAACUGAACGUGGCCAAGAGACGGGCCAACCAGCAGGAGACAGAGGUCUUCUACUUCACUAAGUUCAAGGAGUUCCUGAACGGCAGCAAUCUCAUCAUUAAACUGCAGGCCAAGCAUGACCUCCUGAAGCAGACAUUGGGAGAAGGAGGAAGGGCUGAAUGUGGCACUACGAGGCCCCCCACUCUCCCCCCUAAACCACAGAAAAUGCGGAAGCCUAGGCCGCGCUCAGUCUAUAACCAUAAGCUGUUUAACGGCAAUAUGGAGACAUUCAUCAAGGACUCAGGUCAACCUAUUCCUCUUGUGGUGGAGAGCUGUAUUCGACACAUCAAUUUGUAUGGGCUCCAGCAGCAGGGCAUAUUCCGCGUGCCUGGAUCCCAGGUGGAGGUCAAUGAUAUUAAAAACUCAUUUGAGAGAGGUGAAGACCCAUUGAUUGAUGACCAGAAUGAACAUGACAUCAACUCAGUGGCAGGGGUCCUCAAGCUGUACUUCAGGGGCCUGGAGAACCCUCUGUUCCCCAAGGAACGCUUCCUGGACCUCAUGUCUACUAUCAAACUGGAGUCUGGAGCUGAGAGAGCUCAUCACGUCCAGCAGAUUAUUGUGACUCUUCCUCGCACCGUUAUCAUCGUCAUGAGAUACCUGUUCGCUUUCCUCAAUCACCUGUCCCAGUACAGUGAUGAGAACAUGAUGGAUCCCUAUAACCUGGCCAUCUGCUUUGGCCCCACCCUGAUGCCCAUCCCUGACGGACAGGACCCUGUAGCCAUCCAGGCACACGUCAAUGAGGUCAUAAAGACCAUCAUCAUCCACAACGAGGUCAUCUUCCCCAGCCACCGCGAGCUGGAUGGGCCGGUCUAUGAGAAGUGCAUGACUGGAGGAGAGGAGUACUGUGACAGCCCCCACAGUGAGCCAGGCACCAUCGAUGAGGCUGACAAUGGGACUGAGCCACACACCAGUGAAGACGAGGUGGAGCAGAUUGAGGCCAUAGCUAAGUUUGACUAUGUGGGGCGCACCCCCCGGGAGCUGUCCUUUAAGAAGGGGGCGUCGCUGCUGCUGUACCACCGCGCCUCUGAGGACUGGUGGGAGGGCCGACACAAUGGCGUGGACGGACUGAUCCCACAUCAGUACAUAGUGGUGCAGGACCUGGAUGAUGCGUUCUCGGAUAAUCUCAGUCAGAAGGCGGACAGCGAGGCGAGCAGUGGACCACUGCUGGAUGACAAGGCCUCAUUCAAAAACGACGUCCCAUCACCGUGUGAACACUCCCCCGACUCCAACUUUGGAGGAGUCAUGGGGAGGGUGCGGCUACCUUCUGACGGGGCCGCCACCCCGCGACGCCACAGUGGAGAGACCCACAGCCCUCCUCGGGGCACUGACACACCCCCGCGGGCCGCAGCCUGUCCCAGCAGCCCCCACAAGGUGGCAGUUAGCAGGAGCCGCAUGGAAAGCCCAGAGAAGAGGCGCCUGGGAACAUUUGGCAGCGCGGGCAGCAUCAACUACGCUGACAGGAAAGCCUACCCUGAGGGCCACCCCCUGAGGCCCGUAGCAGGGGCCACACGCCACAGUAGCCUGGGGGACCACAAGUCACUGGGGGCUGAGACACUGGCAGAGGACAUAGAGAAGACCAUGACCACGGCCCUACAUGAGCUGCGUGAACUGGAGCGCCAGAACACGGCCAAGCAGGCUCCAGACGUGGUGCUGGACACCCUGGACACCACCAUGAAGAACCCUGUGAACUCAGAGCCUGGCAGCCCCCUCCACACCAUCAUGAUCCGCGACCCAGACGCCGCCAUGCGCCGCAGCAGCAGUUCCACCUCUGAGAUGAUGAGCACCUUUAAGCCCACCCUGUCAGCCCGUUUGGCCGGAGCCCAGCUGCGCCCCCCGCCGAUGAGGCCCGUCCGCCCGCCCCCCACCGGGCACCGCUCCUCCAGCUCCAGUUCCUCUGGGGUGGGAAGCCCUGCUGUCACGCCCACCGAGAAGAUCUUCCCCACCAGCACUGCCACGGCUAGCUCUGCAGCCAAUGCAGCUAAUGCAGCCGGGGACAAGUCCUGCACCAUGUAGCUCUGAGGGAGAAUUAGGGUUGUCAUGUUGCAACUGUUUGACACAGAAGAAAGCCGAUAGGAAUGGGAUGAUGCGUUGUCGAUGUGUUCUCUGAGAACAGUUUGGGAUUUUUCCUUCCUCAUUUUGAGUUUGACUUUAUUUCUUGAAUUCAGGAAGCUCCUGGAGUGAGCCUGAGUUGCCAUGGUGACGGCAGGCAGAGAAGCUGUAGGGAUUUGCCUAUCAACACAACUCUCUGUGAAGCUUGAUUUAAAACCAGACGUGAAAAUAAUGAAUAAAAUGACCUCUAAGUAAAAAAAAAAUUUUUUUUUUUUUUUACCUCAAAAUUAAAAGUAUGUGGCCAGGUCCGGCUUUAUAGUGAUUAAUUGACUGCAAAACGUGAAGAAGUACUUGUGGGAUUUUGGCAUUGGUUUUCAUCCUGCACUGGUUGUCCAGAUGAUGUCUCAUCCCUUGCUGACAGAUUGGACACUCACCAGUAAGGUGUCUCAUCCCUUGCUGGCAGAUUGGACACUCACCAGUAAGGUGUCUCAUCCCUUUCUCUCUGGAUUGGACACUCACCAGUAAGGUGUCUCAUCCCUUUCUCUCUGGAUUGGACCAGGUCUACCAGCCUGUGUCUAAGAGACUGCAACCAAGAUGGUCACCGGCCUUUUGGCUGUAAAUAGAGACUUACUUGAAGUUGUUAUGCCUUUUUGUUUGUACUGUAGUAUAAGGGAUGUUCAACAAAGUAACACCAUAGCAACAUUGUAUACGUAUAUAUGAGAUGCAGAAACUGAACCAAUAUACCAAUUCAAUGUAAGAAACCUAACCUGUGGUAAACAUGUAGUUGAACUUGUAUAUAGUUUAUGUAUUUUAUUUUUUAAUGGUAUAGAUUUUGUACAGGCCCAGACGGAACAAGCAAGGAGAUGUGAAUAGCUUUGUCAAAAAACACACAAGAGUCAACCUGCAAACAAAGACAACACAUCAAAAGGUUCUGCUUCCUUUGUGUUGUUUUCCUAAUCUUCUGCUUGAACACACGUACUAAACACAGCACUGAUGGUUGUGUUAAGAAUAUGUGGUCAUGGGGAUGUCAACAUCAUACCACACAUUGUAUUUAUGAGUUAAAAUUCCAACACUCAAAUGGAUCCUGACGUUCUCUCUAUUAUUCAUAUUUAAGACAGGAAAAGGAGUGUAUUAUACCAUUAUUUUGCCACAGUAAGGUUUGAACCCACUUUUAUUUUGUAAUACUGUGAGAAUACUGUUGACCAUGGCCCCUUACCCCAUAGUCCCUCAUUGUUCCAACAGCUCUAGAAGUCUACACGGUAACCUGUGUGAAGUCAGUCCACAACCAGACUGACUGAUUUUGGUUACCAGGCUGAUGUUGGGUGUUCUAGUGGCCGGUCCUGAGCACUGUUUGGACUGAGCCUAACGCUUCUCUAAGUUGGAUGAGAGCUAACUGACUCGGUCCAAAUCUGUCAGCCUCCAUUCACUACAGUCCAACAGGCUUCCCCUGUGAGCCCUGUGUGGCAUGGAUGGUGGAGAUACCCAUAUUAAAAUAGGAACUCUACCCAUCUGACCCAAAUACCCAUACAACUUUGUGCCCAUGAAAGCUCUUUAGACACACAUUUUUACAUUCACAUUUUAGCAGACUUUCUUAUCCAGAGCAUCUUACAGGAGUAAUUAGGGUUAAGUGCCUUGCUCAAGGGCACAUCAACAGAUUUUUAAACUAGUCGGCUCGGAAUUUGAUCCAGUGACCUUUCGGUUACUGGUCCGACGCUCUUAACCGCUAGGCUACCGGCCGCCCAAAUCAGAUUUCAUACUGUACACUUUGCCAUCUUUAAAGCAACCUCUUGCCUGUUCGAGUCUGAUUUAUGUCAUGCUUUUAACAUGCAAAAUAUGCUGGAUAUACUGUUACAAUAUUCCUUUUAAUCUGAAAUGUGAUACCUUACCUAGAUAACUCCAUUGUUGCUUGAGCAGUUAGUGGUAAAUGUGGUGAAAUAAUAACAGCAGCACAGUGGUCUUACCUUCCUUACCUCUUCUCCCCUUGGAUAUAACAUCCUCACUGUCAGGACCCAGUGUCUCAUUCCACUUCUUGUUUUCAGUCCUUCAGCAAGGAAAUGUAAGCACGUACUGGCCUAUACUGUAGCUGCCAUGUUGAAUUAUAUCCUGUGCUGGCCCAAGCCCGCUCCUGCCACUCUGCUCAGUCAUACAGUUGUGUGGUUGGACUGCCUUGUAUGCCCUGCUCUGCAUGUUUUAUGCUGUACCAUUCGACUCAUACAAUAUGACAAUUCAACAAUGGCUGUUUGCGGUGUCUUUCCUCUGUAAAACACCAUUGACUUAUAGCGUAGUCAUUUUGCUUUCGAGGGGUGGGCUACUAUAUCCUAUUAGUCUAACCUUUUUGGAAUAUGAGAAUACCUGUUGUCACUAACAUGUAGCAGUAUUGUGUGGGCAAUGGAAUUGAAUUGUCAGCUAAGGUAGAUUUAAAAAAAUCUGAUUUAGCAGCAUGAAUCUCAGGCUGUGAUUCCAUUAUCAAUCAAAUCAACAUCAUUCAGUCACUGUUGUAAUGUGUACAGAUCUUGAUUUCAUACACCGUUUACUAUAAGAUACAUACUUUCAUUUGAAAAACGUGUCAUCCCUGUCUGUAGUUUGUCAACCCUGCCCUCCUCUGUCCAUUACACUGUCUACCGCUGGUUAGAUUCUAGCCUACAUGCUGGACAUACAGAGACAUGGAAAGCAACCGAAGUUAUACACUUACUCCAUCUGCUGGUCAUAUAUGGUAUUGCUUCAAGUACAAGUACCCUGUGGAUAAUGGUCUGGUAUGGGUGAACUCAGAUGGACAGACCUUUCCAACAGGAGAAUAAUGGGCAAAGAAUUAGAUGAUGAAAACAAAUGCAUUUCAAAUCAUUCUGUGUAUUUUAUUAAAAAUAAAUAAGUCAUACAGUUUUAAUAAGAAAAUCAAUGAGAACAUUAAACUAGGACGGUGCUCUUUGUCGAGAGGAGCUGUCACCAACAACUAAAUCAUGUUUUAUUUCCUACAAGAACUACAUAACAUUUUUCUGAACCACAUUUCUCAUCAGUAAAACUGAAGCGUACAUUCAAGUACAUUUUUCUCAAACAUACAUAAGCUAUAUUUUCAAAGAUAAAGCAAACCACAGACUUGAAAUGUUUAUUUGCAAAAGUAAGAUUAACAUCUUUAUGUACAACUAGACUGUGUUCACAUUUAAAUGAGUUUUUAAAAUGUGUAUUUUGUUUAUUUAUACCUUUUGUCUUAAAUUAGUAUUUUUAAAGUGCCUUUUGUGCACAUCAUUCGUUUUUAAUGAACUUGUUCAAUUACUUUUCUAAACAAUAUGGUAUGUUGUCAGUCAUGUUUGGUCAGUGUUACAACAUCACACACAUCAUUUCAUCUGAGGAAUAUGUGAAAACAAGAAUGAUGUAAAUAUGUACUGUACACUUUGCUGUAGAGGAAUUGCUACUCUUCAGAUGUCUACUAACAGAAUGACUGAAAUGUAGUAUUUACUUGUAGAAUGUAUUACCUAAUAUGCUCUAGGUGAUUCAUGGAAGGGUAAUAGAUUUAUGAAGAAGCCUACUGUACACUCAACAAUAAUUUCAUAUUUUAUUUCAGUUUUCUCUCUUAUACUGACCAUCCUCCUUCAUAGCUAACACAUCAUUGCGUUGUUGUAGGCAACAGUGGGUCAAUAUAUCCUAGCUCCUCUACUUGCACGGUUUAUAAGACACUUGGUGCACUCUCUUUCCUCUCUAAGCUCUAUGUGAUUUCUGGAAUGUAUGCUAAAAAUAGGUAAUGUCUUUUGUAUGUUGGAUAAGAUAACAAUGCUUACAAAGUGGCAUUUAGAGACCAGCUGAGUGGCUGAGUGCCUAUAUUGGUUAGUGUGAGUUGUUGUCAUACUGUUUACCCUCUUUUCUCUCUCUCUCUCUUUAACACGUGUCUAGUGAUGCUGUCUGUUCAUGAGUGUCUGAUUGGUUGAAUCCCUUGUGAUGUAAUGGAUGUUGAGAACCCUUAUGUCCAAAUAAAAACAAAUGUUUCCCUCUAA
Molecule: messenger RNA, 7822 nt
Organism: Salvelinus fontinalis (brook trout)
Lineage: Eukaryota; Metazoa; Chordata; Actinopteri; Salmoniformes; Salmonidae
Product: SLIT-ROBO Rho GTPase-activating protein 3-like
Exons: 22
Coding region: 483-3800 (1105 amino acids)
Biological process (GO): signal transduction; negative regulation of cell migration
Cellular component (GO): cytoplasm
Molecular function (GO): protein binding
Source: RefSeq, a predicted model, not a curated record